ACUCUGUGGACUAUUUACCUUUAAUUCCCCCUUUCGUUAACGCUGACCAGACGGCUUUAUAUAAUGACCGGUCACGUGAUGUCUGAAAAAUCUGUAAACGGCCAGAACAGGAACUGAAGAGGUCCGACAAACCUAUCCAUGAGAGAACCGACCGAUUCCGAUGGAAAGAAGAUUCCUGCUAGACAAAAUAUCCCGGUUUGUCUCGCGGAAUGUCUCUUCAACGCAGAUGGUCUCUCUCCACCAUUGGACGGAGAUCGGUUACAACGCCGCCUUUUGGACCAUCGUGCUGUUGUCUGCCACCGACUUCGUCCGACUGGUCCUGUGCUCGCUGUGUGUGGCGUUGUCGGCCGCGCUCAUCCUCGUGAUUCUACUAACGAUUUUCAACAAAUCGGAACUCAACAUUAGUGAAUACAUAUUUUUCGCCUUCUGGGGAAUAUUUUCAUAUUUUACAAAUUGUUCGAUACGCAUGCCCACUUCAGAGGAUGUGACGUAUGGCUCUCAAAUAUUUUCACCGGAAGCUGGUUCUCUUCGCUAUUUUGCCAUAUCCUUAAUCAUAGCAAGUGAAAAAGACUGUGGAUAUUUUGCAGUAUGGUUAUUAUCUGUUAUGGCUGCAUCUGUUUUACUGAAUUAUCUCCAUAUUCAGAUGCAUUCAACCCAACUGGAAGGAAUUCCGAAUGAAUACAGUGCAGGAGCGCUGUCUAAAGUAUUGUCAUGUUCUCUUUUGUUUCUGGUCCUCAUUACCUCUUAUAUCCACUGCUCCUCAAAACCAUUCUUCAUCAUUAUUUUGUUAAUGACAUUUUUUCGGAUAAAUAUUGUGAUAAAAUUGGUCGAAAAGAAAAUCAAACACCAAGAUAACUAUGACUUGUGUGGUAGAAUGGAAGUUUUCUACUUUAUAUUGUCAUUUUGUUGCGUAGGGGCUUACAUAUAUAUUGUCAAAUUUACGCACCUGCAUUUGUUUUCAGUACAGGUUUUAUUUCUUUCCAUUGAAACCGUGUUUUACCUUUAUACAAUUUUGAGACAAUUGUGGAUUUUAAGAAGCGAUCGACACAAUUUUUGGAAAAACACGACAGCCAUUCCAAAGUCUAAAAGGGGCGAACAAUGUCCAGUGUGCUUGGCAGACAUCUGGACAGGAAGGGUGACGUCAUGUGGUCACGUGUUCCACUCUGGAUGUCUCGCUCGUUGCCUUAACCAGUCGUCUGUCUGCCCUAUGUGCAGAAGUAACAUUGGUGCCAUCACGAAAAGUCGCUAAAACUAGCCUCAAAUUAUCUGUAUGUGCCAUGUUAGUUUGACACUGCAAUAUAUAUUUGUAUUAAAAUUGUUAUAAGUUGAUGAAAA
Messenger RNA from Magallana angulata, 1335 nucleotides. RefSeq names its product RING finger protein 145-like. NCBI's taxonomy places the organism in Eukaryota, Metazoa, Mollusca, Bivalvia, Ostreida, Ostreidae. The coding region runs from base 161 to 1249 and encodes 362 amino acids. The transcript has 2 exons. The record is from RefSeq and is a predicted model, not a curated record.